AUGUCUUCCUCAUACACGGUCUUUUUUGACAAGUACUGGGUCAACACUAGUUUGACGGUGAUGAUAGUUUAUGCCAUCGUAUCGUCGUUCACGGUCUUCGCGAAUUUGCUUCUCUGUGUGGCAUUUUAUAAAGAUCCCUUCGGUGAACUAAGGACUGUGCAGAAUUACUAUAUUCUCAAUUUGGGAAUCGCUGAUCUUAUCAUGGGCGUUAUUUCAGAACCUCUGAUGGUGGUAACUUACUGGAAUAGUCACAGCCUUAUAUAUUUCAUUCAUUAUUUGUUCGCUAUCAUCUCCGCAUCGUGUUCUUUACUGAACAUCACAGCGCUCUCUAUAAUCCGCUAUUUUGCCGUGAAGCAGCCCUUUCAAACGCAGAGCAUCGUUAACAAACGGAGCGUGUUGAUAAGUAUUGGUGUUAUGUGGGUAACAGCCAUACACUAUCCCAUGCUUCUCGUUCUUGGAUGGAGAGAAAAAGCAUUUCAGCUGUAUUUGUAUGUUUGCGGUUGCAUUAUCCCUACUAUAGUCUUUCUUGUGGCUUAUUUUCUGGUAUACCGCACGCUACAUCGCCAUACAAUUUCGUUAAAGCAUCUGGAACAGGGGAAAAGUCUGGCUCUCAGUAACGCUCUGCGUACAGAAAGAGCGGCGACACGAACAGUUUUGCUGGUCCUUGUCGUAUUUCUGAGUCUAUGGAUUCCUUUUUUGAUCAUAGACUUCGCCAUUGUUCAAUGUCCUAACUGCAGAACCGCUAAAUUUCAUCUGGCUCGGGAUAUUACUCUUUCGCUUGUUUAUUUCAGUAGCGGGAUAAAUCCGCUAAUAUAUGCCUGGCGGGUUAAGACGUUCCGAAGGGCGUUUAUCCGUGUACUGGGUCUUCAAAAGCCUAUAGAAAGGAGCGUUUGUUUUUGGAAGAGGAUCUCCACAUCUGAGGCUUCCCUACGUUUCCGUGUUGACAGCUCUGACAAAAAAACUAGGACAACGGAUUUAGGCGUGAAAUCAGAAUCAGAUGAUGUCAGUGUAGGUCGCGUUAAUGAAGCAUUAGAGUUGAGUUAG
Molecule: messenger RNA, 1044 nt
Organism: Pocillopora verrucosa
Lineage: Eukaryota; Metazoa; Cnidaria; Anthozoa; Scleractinia; Pocilloporidae
Product: alpha-1B adrenergic receptor-like
Biological process (GO): G protein-coupled receptor signaling pathway
Cellular component (GO): plasma membrane
Molecular function (GO): G protein-coupled receptor activity
Source: RefSeq, a predicted model, not a curated record